Lepidothrix coronata (blue-crowned manakin) is the source of this 1782-nucleotide messenger RNA. RefSeq names its product acid sensing ion channel subunit family member 5 (gene ASIC5). Gene Ontology annotation, molecular function: ligand-gated sodium channel activity. Gene Ontology annotation, cellular component: membrane. The transcript has 10 exons. The record is from RefSeq and is a predicted model, not a curated record. NCBI's taxonomy places the organism in Eukaryota, Metazoa, Chordata, Aves, Passeriformes, Pipridae. The coding region runs from base 268 to 1782 and encodes 504 amino acids. Gene Ontology annotation, biological process: sodium ion transmembrane transport.
CUUGUACUAUUAUUAGCAUAUUAUGUAUUUGAAAUGUAUAUAAAUGUGUACAUCUGAUCCUGUAAUAAAAAUAAUCUUUUCUUUACAUUGCAGACCAUGUUAAUGAAAGGUAAAACAUAGCAACCCUGGCUGGUAAAUUGCCCAGUCUUAUGUGUCAUCCAGUAUCACCUCCCAUUUAAUUUUCUAUAAAAGCCAUUACCUAGCAGUGAUCACAGUGAUAAGGCAACUUGUUAUCCAUUCCUUCCUUACUGAAAUAAGCACGGCCACAUGGACCAGCUUGGGAGAUUCAUUCAAUCAGAUGCUAAAGGAAUAUUGGAAAAGAUACGGUUGUGUUUAAUAAAGAAGCUGAUGCCACAUUUCGAAGACAGAAGGAAGUAUCAUGACGAGUUUGCCUCAUCCACUUCUUUUCAUGGCCUGCAAAAUAUUGUUAAAACACGGAGCAAGACUCGCAAAGUGCUCUGGCUGCUUGUACUUGCAGGCUGUCUUGCUGUUGUUAUUUGGCAAAUCUGCAGUCGCUUCAUCUACUACUUCAGCUGGCCAACCACAACUACAAUGGUGGUUCAGUAUGUGGAAGAAAUCCAAUUUCCUGCUGUGACAUUUUGCAACUUAAACAGGUUUCAAGCUCAUGCAGUAAGCAACCUCAAAAUAAUUUUUUUGAUUUGGAACAUUGUGUCUGCAAUUCUCCAAAAAUUUGUUAUGGAAGAUAAAUAUUCUCAAGAGUUAAAUGAUUUCUUUGCUGGGCACCAGAACUUCAGCAUCAAAGAGUUUACAAGAAAAAAUGGGUUUUAUCUGAACAGCAGCACAUUGCUAGAAUGUGAUUUUUUUGGAAAGCCAUGUUACCCCCAGGAUUUUGAACAUGUUUUCACUGAAUAUGGAAACUGCUUUACUUUUAAUCACAAUGAUCUUUCAGCAAGAAGAGUGAGUUUGUCUGGAAGAGGCUUACAUUUGCUUUUUGAUGUCCAACAGGACCAAUUCACUGAUGAACCUGCUCUUGGUUAUACUGAUGCUGGAAUAACUUUUGUUAUCCACUCACCCCAAGAGCUUCCACGCUUUGAUGGUUUAGGUUUAUUAACACCAGUCGGCUCACACGCACAGGUCGCAAUUCACCAACUGAAGUCAAUUAUCCAAGAAUACCCAUGGGGAGAGUGCAAGCCUGAUAUAAAGCUGCAGUACCACAAGAUUUAUAGUACUAAUGGAUGUUUGCUGGAAUGCAAAGCCCGGUACAUACAGGACUGGUGUGGCUGUUUGCCAUUCAUUCUUCCAGGAAAUGGAACAGAAUGUGACUUGCUGAAGUUUUACAAAUGUGUUUAUCCAGCAGUCUAUGAUAUAGAGAUUAAAGGAUUAUGUACAGUAGGAACACACAAUUCCACUUGCCCUGCCCCAUGUGAAGAAACGGAUUAUCCCACCACUGUCACCUAUUCAAGUUUUGGAGGAGAAAAAGCCAUAAAAUAUUUUUCUGAAAAACUGAAGAAAAGCCCAGAAUACAUCAGGCAAAAUCUUGUGCGUAUUGAGAUUAAAUAUCAUGAUCUGAGCUACAAAAUAACACAGCAGCAGAAGGCCUUGACUAUAUCUGAGUUGCUUGCUGAUGUAGGUGGCCAGCUUGGAUUGUUUUGUGGUGCCAGUAUGAUUACAAUCAUAGAACUGCUCGAGUAUAUUUUUACUAACUUCUGUUGGAUGUGCAUCUUUCUUCUAUUGAAGGCUCCUGAAAUGCCUCAGUGGAACAAUCCAUCCCAGAAUCAACCAACACAUAAGGAAAAAAAGAGGGGAAUACAAGAAUGUUAG